GCCGCCUAAGGAGGGGCAGCAGCAGGAUUCGAAAGUGAAGUGCUCAAUGUGUUCGCGCUGGGCUUGGACGAGAAAGUUGCAGAUGUACAAGAACACGUGCCUGCGCGGGGCGCCCUUGAGCAACCUUCCGCCGCCUGAGUCUGGCGAGGCAGGCGGUGGAGGGACCAAACCCUCCAAGGGCAUGGGCAAGGGCAAGGGCCAGGCCGCGUUAGAGCUGCAGCUCGAGGCCGCCAUCGAGGACCGCGGCGGCACCGAGCAGGCCAAGGCGGCCCAGGCGCUGCUGGACGCCACUCGGGCCGCGGGCAAGAAGGUCCAGAGGGCCCAGACGGCCUUCGACAAGGCGCAGUCGCAGCAGCUCAAGUUUACAUUGGAACUGGGGAAACGCAAGAACAUGUUGCAGGACGCUGCGACCACCUCGGCACAAGCGGAAGCCGAGAGGGCCAUUCUUUUCCGCUCCAUGGUGCCUACGGUUGCGGCAGCAGGUGCUCAGCAGUCAGUGGCGCCGAGCAGCACCAUCGAUUUGUCGGCGCUGCUGUCGGCGCAGUCGGUGGACGAGCCGAUGAUCACCAUAUCGUUGGGCGAGGAGUUCAGCAAUGCGGACGGGCCCACGGGGCAGAGCGACGCGGGCGAGCUGAAGCUGAAGGAGCACCGCGAGAACCUCUUGGCGAUGCGCGAGAAGGUGGCCAAGCGGCGCAGGGGGCAUUCGCCUGCGCCGCCGCCAGCAGUCGCGCCAGGCGGCUCAGGCGGCGAGGCGGGCGCCAACGGUGGCGCGGCGGGCCAGGCAGCUGGGCAUGAUGGGGCAGGCGCUGGCGCUGCGGAGAGCACGGCGCCUGGUGGCGCCGCUGCAGGGGUGAACGCUGUCGAGGUUGCGCGCUCGACGGCGAUCGAGACGAAGCUCAAGUCGGAUGCGGGGGCGCUGCUGGCGUCGGUGAGAUCUGCGGCGGGCGCCGCGGGUCGGUGGUCGAGGGGCGUGCCCGCCAGCUACGAGUCCGAGUUCGGCCCCUACAUGGUCUGGGCUGCCGGCUCCAUCGACGGCCGAGAACCCCUCGUUCCCGUUCGGUCGGUCGUGCGUGCUCGUGAAGCGGACGCCCUCAUCUUCCCUGAGACCCACGCGCCCGAGACGGGGUCUUAUGAUUUGCUACGCGGCUGGAGGGAGGCGGGUUACAUCGGUAUGCUCUCUGCGGCUUACGAGGCCAACGGCAAGUUCAAAGCGGGUGGCAUUUGCAUGGGCACGCUGAAGAAGUUCAAGGUUCAGUCCAUGCGGUAUCUUGCUUCGGCUCCGUCGGACCAGGUUGGAUUGCGCGACUUGGAUCGGGGCCCGAAGGACCAGCCUGGCAUUGACUUCCGUGACAUGGUGGCCAUGCAGUUGCGCGCGCAGGGCCAGUCAUUGUUGAUUCUUGGAGUGUACAUGACGGCGUCGGUUGGCCCGAAGGCGAACGCUCCCAAGCUGGCCAACAUCGGUACCUUGGUUUCUACCAUCCAGGGGCCGCGGCUGGAAAUUGGUGAUUGGAACAUGACCCCGAAGGAGUUGGCAGGCACGGGGUGGCUUUCUAUGGUUAAUGGUUAUGUGGUCACUCCGUCAAACACUGGGUACACGUGCACUCUGGGUUCGGGCAGAAUGCUGGACUACAUGGUGGUCUCGCAGCGCGCGUUGCCGCGGGCGGAGUCUCUCUCGGCCGACUUUCGGGCGGUGGAGGAGGCGGGCAAGGCUCACUGCGGGCUCCAGCUCAGCCUCAACUUUGACGCGGAGUGGUCGGACGCGGCGAAGGAUUGGUUGUGGCAGCAGGUGGCGCCCCAGUCCUUGCAGCCGACUAUUCCAGAUUUUGUGCAGCAGUCUUUGGCCUUUCAAGCGACGGAGACGGAGACUCAGGACCUUGGUGUUGAGUUCGCGUCGUGGGUAUCUACCAUGGA
Prorocentrum cordatum is the source of this 1911-nucleotide messenger RNA. The record is from the annotation of a GenBank genome assembly. NCBI's taxonomy places the organism in Eukaryota, Dinophyceae, Prorocentrales, Prorocentraceae.